Messenger RNA from Phasianus colchicus (ring-necked pheasant), 815 nucleotides. The record is from RefSeq and is a predicted model, not a curated record. NCBI's taxonomy places the organism in Eukaryota, Metazoa, Chordata, Aves, Galliformes, Phasianidae.
GCGGAUUCUCAUUCCCCCUCAUUGAUUUCCCCAUUCCUCAUUUCCAGGUGACCCCAUGGAACCCUCCCAGCGCUCCCCCAGUUCUGGUGAUGGCGUUGGGACUGAGACCCCCCCCAAAGCCUCCCCAGCGCCCCCCCGGUGUGAGCGGGGCCGUAAGAGGAGGGCAGGGGGGGACCCGGAGUCACCCCUGGUGCUGCGUGGUGUGAAGCGGCCAAAGGAUGGGGAUGGGGGUCCCCGGCACAACACCACCCCCCCCAGCGAUGGCGACCGCCUUUUUGCCCAAAAAUGCCGGGAGCUGCGGGGUUUCAUCCGCCCUCUGACGGAGCUGCUCAAUGGGCUGCGCAUGGGGAGAUAUGACAAAGGGCUCAGCAGCUUCCAGCAGAGCGUGGCCAUGGACAGAAUCCAGCGGAUUAUCGGCGUCCUGCAAAAACCUGAAAUGGGCGCACGCUACCUGGGGACCCUGCUGCAGGUGGAGGUGAUGCUCAAAGUCUGGUUCCCCCACGUCGCCCCUAAAGCCGGCCCUGAACCCGACCCUGUCGGGGUCCUCCUGCUGCUCCGCGACCGCCGCAGCGCACACGGGGACGGCACCACGUCGGGGACAUCAGGGGGGACAUCAGAGACGACACCAACAGGGACAACACACCCCAAGUGCCCCCUCCCCACCCGGACUGGGGUCCCCACACCCCCCGCAGCACCCGACGUGUGACUGUCCCCAUCAUGGGAUUCUCUUCUUCUUCGUUUUGGUUUUUGGGUUUAUUUUUUGGCCUUUUUUUUUUUGUUGUUUGUUUGUUUGUUUUUCCUGGUUUAUUUUUUAA